GCUGAUCAAAUGUAAACACGGAAAUGCCGGUUAUCGGCAUUUCUCUCCUCUCCAGCUGUCUGAUGAUCAGUGUGCCCUGAUGAUCAGUGUGGCCCCAGAAGUGCCACCUGUCAGUGUCCAUCAGUGCCAGCAGUCAGUGCUCAUCAGUGCCACGUGCCAGUGCCCAUCAGUGCCACAUCAAUGCCACAUAUCAGUGCAUAUCAGUGCAAAUCAAUGCCAUAUAUCACUGCCCAUCUGAGCUGCCUUUCAAUGUCACUUAUCAGUGCCAGUCAAUGCCACCUAUCAAUGCCAAUCUGCCACCUAUCAGUGCUGCCAAUCAGUGCCACCUAUCAGUGCCAGUCAGUGUCACCUAUCAGUGCCAGUCAGUGCCGCCUAUCAGUGUGCAUCAGUGCCGCCUAUCAGUGCCCGUCAGUGCUGCCUAUCAGUGCCGCCUAACAGUG
Molecule: messenger RNA, 440 nt
Organism: Staurois parvus
Lineage: Eukaryota; Metazoa; Chordata; Amphibia; Anura; Ranidae
Source: the annotation of a GenBank genome assembly